Messenger RNA from Polistes canadensis, 2962 nucleotides. RefSeq names its product microsomal triglyceride transfer protein large subunit (gene Mtp). Gene Ontology annotation, cellular component: Golgi apparatus; basolateral plasma membrane; endoplasmic reticulum. NCBI's taxonomy places the organism in Eukaryota, Metazoa, Arthropoda, Insecta, Hymenoptera, Vespidae. The record is from RefSeq and is a predicted model, not a curated record. Gene Ontology annotation, biological process: lipid transport; lipoprotein metabolic process. The coding region runs from base 267 to 2954 and encodes 895 amino acids. The transcript has 5 exons. Gene Ontology annotation, molecular function: lipid binding.
AUGGUGAAUGGGUUAGGGGGGGAACGGGUGUCGGUACCGUCACGAUAAUACAGUGUUCUGUUCUGUCCUGUAUUUUCUCUCCUUAUUCUGUUCGUAAUUCUUCUCUCCUAUUCUGUGCUAAUUAAAUUAUUCCUGUUUUUAUUCGUAGAAAUAUAAUUUCAAGAAGAAACAGGAAUAUUGGAAAAUAUAAUAGAACGUAGGAAGUAGAAAAAUAAGUAGGAACGAGGAAGGCAUCAUCAACAAGAACAACGAACGAGGAAAAAGAUAUGGCCUGUCUCAGGAAGCCACCGGUCACUACUCUGACCGUUUACCUCAUCUACCUUCUAGCACUCUUCGGUUCCUACUGUCAAAUGGCACCAGCAGUAGCUGGUGCCACAAAAGGUUGGGAUGUCGGAAGUGGGCUCAAAUAUGAGCUAACUACAAUAGUUUUGUUCAGAGAGGCUGGACCCUCCAAGUCUGUUGGUGACGUCGGCUUCCAAUUAACUGCCGAGUUAGAUGUGACCGCUGUUUGGAGGGAUCCUAACGAUCCAGAAUCUCUUCUUUUAAAUAUUGAGAUUUUAUCACCACAAUUGUUGAUUAAAUCACGGAAAGCACCAGAACCGGAGGGUUUCGUAAAACAUUCUUCCAAAGUUGACGAAAUAUCAGAGAAACCUGUCAUCGUUUUAUGGAAAAAUGGUGAAAUUCGUGGAAUUUAUUUGGACACGUCGGAAUCAAUUUCGUCGAAAAAUUUGAAACGAGGAUUAGCCAGUAUUUUUCAAUACAAAACUUUGGACGAUGAGAUACGAGAAAAGGAUGCUUCGGGUCUUUGCACGGUUUCUUACGUUUCUAUGGGACCGAGAACAAUAUUUAAACGUAAAUCCAAUUGCAAGCACAGUUUAACGCCAAAGAAACAACAUCCUGAUUUUAUUUUCGGUGUAAAUCUUUUAAGUUCACGAAACGUUACUUACGAAUUGUCAACAUUUUUAUUACCAACGAAUAUUAAAGAAGAAGAAGAACACGAAUUGACUUUGAUUACCAGACCGGAAUUAGGCAGUAUUGUUACUUCGAAAAGAUUAUUAGUACAGAUACCAAAAGAUAUCAAAGUUAAUAAAUUAGAUGCCAAUUCCGUUAAACACGCGGUAGCUCUUCUACAACCCGGUUACAGAGAAACCAAUAUCGAAUUGGAAAUGGAACCAUUUACCUGUCCAGAUUCUCGAUGUCCAAUGCUUGAACAAACGGUGGAAGAAAAUCGUGAGUCACUGAAUAGUGCGGCAUUGGGUACAACGAAAUCAGCGUCAGCAUUUUUGAAACUUUUACCUCUAGUCAAACGAACGCCUUCCGAUCAAUUAGAAAAAUUAUUAAAAAUUCCACGUUAUCGUCAAUUGAAGUUGCAAUUAUUGGAUCUUUACGGAUCAACGUCAACCCCAGCAGCACAUCAGGCUGCUAUGAAGGUACUCAGGCAAGAUGAGAAAGGGGAUGACAUUGAAAGGUAUCUUUGGGCUUUGUCCAUGUCACCAACUCCGAAUGCCGACAUAGCCAAAGAUAUUUUGAAAAGAUCCGAGGAUAUUGUGCAAAACGAUAAAGUAUCGGAAACGUUUGCGUUAACGGCGGCGGCCAUUGCACGACAUUACGGGACCCCAGCUGUGAUAGAAAAGGCACGAAUUAGUUUAGAAUUAGGUUUAGAUAGAUGUAAAUUAGAAGAAUGUAAGAUUAAAUAUUUGCGAGCUUUUAGAAAUUUAAAAAGUAAAGAGACUAUUCCGAUAUUGUUGAAAUACGCUAAUGAAGAGAAUCGUGCUAUCAGUGUUGUAGCUUGGCGUGCAUUGGCCUCUCUUCCACGCGAAUACGUAACAUCCGAUAUUAAGGAAGCCGCAUUUAAAACUCUUUAUCAAAUUGGUGGAUUUAAAAAAGAUAGCAGUGCUCGUACACUUGCUUUGGAUAUUAUUCUUGAUAACGGACCGUCAAAGGAUGAACUUGAAGAACUCGUUAAAUUUUUAGCGAAUACCGAUGUCGCUUAUGAGAUACGUAAAUAUUUGUAUCAACGUUUCGAACAAUUGUCGGAAAAAAAUCAAACAUUUGCGCGCAAUUUAAAAGAUAAUUUCAAUAAACUACAACAGAAGAUAAAUAAUUACAAUGUUUUAGCGCAAAAAGGUUUGAGUACGGCAUUUUCGCGAGAUUUCUUGAAAUCAGCGGGUAGCAAUGGAUCUCUCGUAACCAUACAAGAAAUAAAUGGUGGCUUAUUGAAACGUGGUACGGUUAACGUAGUAUUAGAAACUAACGAUCAAGAGGAAACAAUGUUUUCACUUGGUCUUUUCGCUCGUGGACUUAGUAGUUUUGUUUCUUCGGGUCAAGAUGAGAAUACCGAUGCGGAUGACGAAGCAACAGCUACAGCUGGAAUGGAAAUUGAUUUAUUAGGCGUCGGUAUAAGACCUUUCGUAUUUUUUUCCGGCCAAGGCGAAUUGAUGGGACACGUUUGGUCUGGAACAGCAUCCGAAAGGACACCAGCUUUUCAAGCGAUUACAACACUUCACAGUCACAGCGAGUAUUUACCACUUGCGGCUGGUUUUGUUACCGAAAUGGAUGUUCAAGGUGCCAUGAGUUUCGAUCUUGCCGGACAAAUUCAAUUAAGUCUUUGGUCGAGAAACGCUAAUUCUUUGGUAGACAUGAGUGCUGGUAUCGUAAUCCAAGGUGGUACCAAAUUACGAUCGAAUUUCGUUCAAAGUAUGACCGAAUUUUCAUUAACCAUGGAACCAAAAUUGGAACUUAUCACUGACGUUGAUUUUUCCGGUCAAGUUUCACUUUGCAUGAGAUUAAGCCAACCGGACACAAUGAUCAGACAACAAGUAUACAAAAUCGAAAGGAUACCUGGCAGCAGACACAGAUUAAGAAAAACACGAAGAAUAAAACUCUUUUCUCCUGGUAGAUCGUACUUGCUUAACAGAAAAAACAACGAAAUGUGCUCUAAAGUGUAUAGUUAAAAAAAAAA